UUGAUGAGAGAACAGAUCAUGAGGAGAUAUCCUAAUAGCAAGUCACUUUUCUCAUCAUCAUCACUACCGCUGGGGUCUUCUCCUUUUUUGGUCCUGUUAGUUGUUUUACCUUUGAUUGUGAUACCAGUAUUCAUUUUUACAAGCUGUCUUAAGACCUCUUCUUGGUCUAACUAUUCCUUGCCUUCUCCAUUGACAUGGAGAGUUGGUUUCUCUGAUAAAUCCUAUACCUUUGCUUCUUUUGCACAAUCUGAAGCCUCUGUUGUAAGUUAUAAUACUUCCACUUUAAAUUCCCUUUAUCCAGAUGAUCAAGCCACGUUGAGUCUUAGAGAAUCUAACGGUGAAGGUGCUGUUGCCAGAGGAGUUGUUAAGAGACACAGCAAGUUAGAGAAAAUGGAAGCAAAUUUGGCUAAAAUCAGGUCUUCCAUAAGAGAAGCUGCUCGAGUUCGGAACUUAACAUCAAUCUAUGAGGAUCCCGACUAUGUGCCCAAAGGUCCAAUAUAUAGGAAUGCGAAUGCUUUUCAUCGGAGUUACUUGGAGAUGGAGAAGCUGUUCAAAAUAUACAUAUACAAAGAAGGUGAUCCUCCCAUGUUUCAUGACGGUCCAUGCAAGAGUAUAUAUUCCUCAGAAGGGAGGUUCAUUCAUGAAUUAGAGAAGGGAAAAUCAUUUACAACUACAGACCCUGACAAGGCUCUUGUUUAUUUUCUGCCAUUUAGUGUGGUCAUGUUGGUUCAGUACCUAUACGUGCCAGGAUCCCAUGAGAUUGAUGCCAUUGGGAAUACUGUUGUAGACUACAUCAAAGUCAUUGCUGAUAAAUAUCCCUUUUGGAAUCGAAGCCUUGGUGCAGAUCAUUUCAUUCUCUCUUGCCAUGACUGGGGACCACGUACUUCUUCUUACGUCCCCCAUCUGUUUAACAAUUCCAUCAGAGUCCUAUGUAAUGCAAAUACUUCUGAAGGAUUCAACCCUAAAAAGGAUGCCUCGUUUCCAGAAAUCCAUCUAAGAACAGGAGAAAUCACAGGGCUUGUCGGUGGUCCCUCCCCAUCUCGGCGAUCAAUUCUUGCAUUCUUCGCUGGCCGUCUUCAUGGGCACAUUAGGCGUCUUCUUCUUGAGCAAUGGAAGGAUAAAGACCAAGAUAUGCAAGUCCACGACCAACUUCGAAAUGGCAUGUCAUAUGACUCCAUGUUAAAAAACAGCAGGUUUUGCUUAUGCCCUAGUGGGUAUGAAGUGGCUAGCCCAAGGAUUGUGGAAGCUAUAUAUGCAGAAUGUGUUCCUGUGUUGAUUUCAGAUGGUUAUGUACCGCCAUUCAGUGAUGUGCUUAAUUGGAAGGCAUUUUCUAUACAAGUGCAGGUGAAAGACAUUCCAAAACUCAAAGACAUAUUAAUGGGGAUAUCUCAAAGACAAUAUUUGAGAAUGCAAAGAAGAGUGAAGCAGGUGCAAAGGCAUUUUGUUGUGAAUGGACUUCCCAAGAGAUUUGAUGAGUUCCACAUGACUAUCCACUCUAUUUGGCUUCGGAGGUUGAACAUUCGAAUUCAUGAUUAAAUAUUU
Messenger RNA from Populus euphratica (Euphrates poplar), 1542 nucleotides. Its product is annotated as probable glycosyltransferase At5g03795. The transcript is spliced from 3 exons. Lineage: Eukaryota; Viridiplantae; Streptophyta; Magnoliopsida; Malpighiales; Salicaceae. Gene Ontology annotation, molecular function: glycosyltransferase activity. The record is from RefSeq and is a predicted model, not a curated record. Bases 4 to 1536 code for a protein of 510 amino acids.